Messenger RNA from Acanthosepion pharaonis, 35571 nucleotides. The record is from the annotation of a GenBank genome assembly. Lineage: Eukaryota; Metazoa; Mollusca; Cephalopoda; Sepiida; Sepiidae.
AUGAAAAUCAUUCUUUCAUCCAAGCCACACAGCAAAACGAAAGGCCAGAAAAUCAUUCACCCAACCACACACCACACAGCAAAACGAAAGGCCAGAAAAUCAUUCUUUCAUCAGCCACACAGCAAAACGGCCAGAAAAUCAUUCUUUCAUCCAGCCACAGCAAAACGAAGGCCAGAAAAUCAUUCUUUCAUCCAGCCACACAGAAAAACGAAAGGCCAGAAAAUCCCAUUCUUUCAUCCAGCCACACAGCAAAACGAAAGGCCAGAAAAUCAUUCUUUCAUCCAACCACAAAACAAAGGCCAGAAAAUGAAAAUCCAGCCACAGCAAAACGAAAACCACAUUCUCAACAAAGCAAAGCAAAGGCCAAGAAAAACCUUCUCGUCAACCACACAGCAAAACGAAAGGCCAGAAAAUGUUCUUUCACCCAGCCACUUUAGCAGCAAAACUAAAAGGCUGAAAAUCAUUCUUUUUCACCCAGCCACAGCAAACGAAAAUGAAAAUCAUUCACAUCCAGCCACAGCAGCAAAACGAAAGGCCAAAAUUCUUUCAUCCAGCCACACAGCAAACGAAAAUGAAAAUCAUUCUUUGUCAACCACACCAGAAAACGAAAGGCAGAAAAUCGUUCUUUCCAACCACUCAGCAAAACAGAAGGCCGAAGAAAAUCGUUCUCAUCCAGCCACACAGCAAAACAAAGGCCAGAAAAUCAUUCUUUCAUCCACUGGCAAAACGAAAAUCGUUCUUUCACCCAACCACACAACAAAACGAAAAGGCCAGAAAAUCCCACACAGCAAAACGAAAGGCCAGAAAAUCAUUCUUUCACCCAGCCACAUCAAAACGAAGGCCAAAUUAACUCUUCCACCCACACAGCAAACGAAAGCCAGAAAAUCAUUCUGCCAGCCACACAAAACGAAAAGGCUGAAAAUCAUUUCUUUCACCCCAGCCACACAGCAAAACGAAAGGUCAGAAAAUCAUUCUUUCACCCAGCCACAGCAAAACGAAAGGCCAGAAAAUCAUUCUUUCCAGCCACACAGCAAAACGAAAGGCCAGAAAAUCAUUCUUUCAUCCACCUCACAGCAAAACGAAAAGCCAGAAAAAUCAUUCUCAUCCAGCCACACAGCAAAACGAAAGGCCAGAAAAAACCUUCUUUCAUCCAACCACACAUCAAAACGAAAAGGCAGAAAAAUCAUUCUUUCACCCAGCCACACAGCAAAACGAAAGGCCAAAAAUCAUUCUUUCAUCCAGCCACACAGCAAACGAAAGGCUGGAAAAUCAUUCUUUCAUCCAGCCACAGCAAAACGAAAGGCCAGAAAAAUCAUUCUUUCAUCCAGCCACACAGAAAAACGAGGCCAGAAAAUCAUUCUUUCAUCCAGCCACACAGCAAAACGAAAGGCCAGAAAAUCAUUCUUUCAUCCAGCCACGGCAAAACGAAAGGCCAGAAAAUCAUUCUUUCAUCCAGCCACACAGCAAACAGAAAGGCCGGAAAUCGUUUUUCAUCCAGCCACACGGCAAAACGAAAGGCCAGAAAAUCAUUCUCACCCAGCCACACAGCAAAACGAAGGCAAAAAAAUCUUCUCACCCCAGCCACACAGCAAAACGAAAGCGAAAACCAUUCUCGUCAGCCAGAAAAAACGGCCAUUUCACCCCAGCCACACAGCAAAACGAAAGGCCAGAAAAUCAUUCUCAUCCAGCCACACAGCAAAACGAAAUGAAAAUCAUUCUUUCACCCAACCACACAGCAAAACGAAAAUGAAAAAUUCUUUCAUCAUUCAUUCUCAUCCAGCCACAGCAAAACGAAAACCACCCAGCCACACAGCAAAACGAAAGGCCAGAAAAUCAUUCUUUCAUCCCAACCACACAGCAAAACGAAAGGCCAGAAAAUCAUUAUUAUUUCUUUCAUCCAGCCACAGCAAAGCGGGUUUUGAAAAAUCGUUCUUUCAUCAAAAAAACCAGAAAAUUAUUCUUUCAUCCAGCCACAGCAAAACGAAGGCUGAAAAUUGUUCUUUCAUCCAGCCACACAGCAAAACGAAAAGCCAGAAAAACAUUCUCAUCCAUCCAGAAAAUGAAAAUCCUUUCAUCAGCCACACAGCAAAACGCCCAGAAAAUCAUUCUUUCAUCCAGCCACACAGCAAACGAAAAGAAAAUCGUUCUUUCAUCCAGCCCAAAAAACGAAAAUUCUUUUUCAUCCAGCCACACAGCAAGGCAAAGGCCAGAAAAUCAUUCUCAUCACCACACAGCAAAACGAAAAGGCCAGAAAAUCAUUCUUUCAUCCAGCCACACAGCAAAACGAAAGGCCAAGAAAAUCAUUCUUUCAUCCAGCCACACAGCAAAACGAAAAGCCAGAAAAUCAUUCUUUCACCCCCAGCCACAGAGCAAAACGAAAGGCCAAAAAUCAUUCUUUCACCCCACGCCAAAACGAAAGGCCAAAACGAAACCACAGCAUCAAAACGAAAAGGCCAAAAAUUUCUUUCACCCAGCCACACAGCAAAACGAAAAGCCAGAAAAUCGUUCUUUCACCCAGCCACAAAACGAUCAAAAUUCUCAAGGCAAAACGAAAAUCAUUCUUUCAUCCAGCCACACAGCAAAACGAAAGGCCAGAAAAUCGUUCUUUCAUCCAGCCACACCGAAAAUGAAAAAUCAUUCUUUCAUCCAGCCACACAGCAAAACAAAGCCAGAAAAUUCUUCUUUCAGCAACCACACAGCAAAACGAAGGCCAGAAAAUCAUUCUCAUCCAUCCAGCCACAUCAGCAAAACAGCAAAACGGCCAGAAAAUCAUUCUUUCAUCCAGCCACACAGCAAAACGAAAGGCCAGAAAAUCAUUCUUUCAUCCAUGCACUGGUAAAACGAAAACAAAAUCAUUCUUUCAGCCAAGGCAAAACAAAGAAAAAUCAUUCUUUCAUCCAGCCACACAGCAAAACGAAAGGCCGAAAAUCGUUCUCAUCCAGCCACACAGCAAAACGAAAGGCAGAAAAUCCGUUCUUUCAUCAGCCACACAGCAAAACGGUGAAAAUCAAAACGCAAAGCCAGAAAAUCAUUCUUUCAUCCAGCCAAAACGAAAGGCCAGCAAAACGAAAGAAGCCAGAAAAUCACAUUCUUUCAUCCCAGCCACACCCACACAGCAAAACGAAAAGGCAGAAAAUCGUUCUUUCAUCCAGCCACACAGCAAAACGAAAGGCCAGAAAAUCGUUCUUUCAUCCAGCCACACAGCAAAACGAAAGGCCAGAAAAUCGUUCUUUCACCCCAGGCACAACAGCAAAACGAAAGGCAGAAAAUCAUUCUUUCACCCCAGCCACACAGCAAACGAGCCAGAAAAUCGUUCUUUCAUCCAGCCCACACAGCAAAACAAAGGCCAGAAAAUCAUUCUUUCACCCAGCCACACAGCAAAACAAAAGGCCAGAAAAUCAUUCUUUCACCCAGCCACACACCACACAGCAAAACGAAAGGCCAGAAAAUCAUUCUUUCUUUAGCCACACAGCAAAACGAAAAGGCCAGAAAACCAUUCUUUUUCACCCCAGGCACACAGCAAAACGAAAGGCCAGAAAAUCAUUCUUUUCACCCAGCCACAGCAAAAACGAAAGGCAGAGAAAAUCAUUCUUUCAUCCAGCCACAGCAAAACGAAAGGCCAGAAAAUCAUUCUUUCACCCCCAGCCACACAGCAAAACGAAAAGCCAGAAAAUCAUUCUUUCAUCCAGCCACACAGUAAAACGAACGGCCAGAAAAUCAUUCUUUCACCCCAGCCAGAAAAUCACUUUCAGCAAAACGAAAGGCCUGAAAAUCAUUUCUUUCACCCAGCCACACAGCAAAACGAAAGGCGAAAAUCAUUCUUUUCACCCCAGCCCACAAGGCCCAGAAAUCACCACCCCAGCCAAAACGAAAGGCCAGAAAACGAAAAUGAGAAAAUCAUUCUUUCACCCCAGCCACACAGCAAAACAAGGCCAAAAUCAUUCUUUCACCCACCACACAGCAAAACGAAAAGGCCAGAAAAUCAUUUUCACCCAGCCACUGGCAAAACGAAAGGCCAGAAAAUCAUUCUUUCACCCCAGCCACACAGCAAAACGAAAGGCCGAAAAAUCAUUCUUUCAUCAGCCACACAGCAAAACGAAGGCCAGAAAAUCAUUCUUUCACCCCAGCCACACAACAAAACGAAAGGCCAAAAAUCGUUCUUUCACCCAACCAUUCUUUCACCCAGCCAAAAAAACGAAAGGCCGGAAAAUUCUCAUCCAACCACACAGCAAAACAAAGGCCAGAAAAAUCUUCUUUCACCCCAGCCACACAGCAAAACGAAGGCCAGAAAAUCAUUCUUUCCCACCCCAGCCACACAUAAAACGAAAGGACAGAAAAUCAUUCUUUCAUCCAGCCACACAGCAAAACGAAACCCAGAAAAUCAUUCUUUCAUCCCAGCCACAGCAGCAAAACGAAGGCCAGAAAAUCAUUCUUUCAUCCAACCACACAGCAAAACGAAAGGCCAGAAAAUCGUUCUUUCACCCAGCCACACAGCAAAACGAAAAGGCCAGAAAAUCAUUUUUCACCCAGCCACACAGCAAAACGAAAGGCCAGAAAAUCAUUCUUUCACCCAACAGCAGCAAAACGAAAGGCCAGAAAAUCGUUCUUUCAUCCAACCACACAGCAAAACGAAAGGCCAAUCAUUCUUUCCCCAGCCACACAGUAAAACGAAAGCCAGAAAAUCAUUCUUUCACUAUUUUCAAACGAAAGGCCAGAAAACCAUUCUUCGUCACUGCCACAGCAGCAAAACGAAGGCCAGAAAAUCGUUCUUUCACCCCCCAGCCACAGCAAAACGAAAGGCCAGAAAAUCGUUCUUUCGCCAGCCACAGCAAAACGAAAGGACAGAAAAUCGUUCUUUCCCCAGCCACACAAAACGAAAAUGCCAGAAAAUCUUUCACCCCACCCAUACAGCAAAACGAAAGGCCAGAAAAUCGUUCUUUCCCCAGCCACAGCAUCAAACGAAAGGCCAGAAAAUCGUUCUUUCACCCAGCCAGCCACAGCAAAACGAAAGGCCAGAAAAUCAUUCUUUCACCCAGCCACACAGCAAAACGAAAGCCAGAAAAUCGUUCUUUCACCCCAGCCACAGCCAAACGAAAGGCCAGAAAAUCAUUUCUUUUCAUCCAGCCACACAGCAAAACGAAAGGCCGAAAAUCGUUCUUUCACAGCCACACAGUAAAACGAAGGCAGAAAAUCAUUCUUUUCACCCAGCCACAGCAAACGAAAGGCCAGAAAAUCGUUCUCGUCAACCACACAGCAAACGACGAAGGCCAGAAAAUCAUUCAUUCACCCAGCCACACAGCAAACAGAAAGGCCAGAAAAUCAUUCUUUCACCCAGCCACACAGCAAAACGAAAGGCCAAAAAUCAUUCUUUCACCCAGCCACAGUAAAACAAAGGCUGAAAAUCAUUCUUUCAUCCAGCCACACAGCAAACGAAAGGCCAGAAAAUCAUUCUGCCAACCACACAGCAAACGAAGGCCAGAAAAUCAUUCUUUCACCCAGCCACAGCAAAACGAAAGGCCAGAAAAAUCGUUCUCACCCAGAAAAACGAAAUUCUUCUCACCCACCCACACAGCAAAACGAAAGGCGGAAAAUCAUUCUUUUCAUCAUACACAGCAAAACGAAAGGCCAGAAAAUCAUUCUUUCACCCCAGCCACACACAGCAAAACGAAAGGCCAGAAAACCAUUCUUUCACCCCAGGCACACAGCAAAACGAAAAGGCCAGAAAAAUCAUUCUUUCACCCAGCCACACAGCAAAACGAAAGGCCAGAAAUCAUUCUUUCCUACACCACACAAAACGAAAAGGCCAGAAAAUCAUUCUUUCACCCAGCCACACAGCAAAACGAAAACGAAGAAAAUCAUUCUUUCACCCAGCCACACACCACAGCAAAACGAAAGGCCAGAAAAUCAUUCUUUUCACCCAGCCACACAGCAAAACGAAAGCCAGAAAAUCAUUCUUUCACCCAUCCACACAGCAAAACGAAAAGGCAGAAAAUCAUUCUUUCCACAGCCACACAGCAAAACGAAAGGCCAGAAAUCGUUCUUUUCACCCAGGCACACAGCAAAACGAAAGGCCAAGAAAAUCAUUCUUUCACCCAACCACACAGCAAAACGAAAGCCAAAAAUCAUUCUUUCAUCCAGCCACACCAGCAAAACGAAAGGCCAGAAAAUCAUUCUUUUCACCCAACCACACAGCAAAACGAAAGGCCAGAAAAAUCAUUCUUUCACCCAACCACACAAAACGAAAGAAAAAUCGAACGUGAAAAACAAUCAUUCUUUCACCCCAGCCACACAGCAAACACAAAUUCGUUCUUUCAUCAAUACCAAAAAAACGAAGUAGCAAAAUCGUUCUUUCAUCCCAGCCACAGCAAAACCAGAAAGGUUCUUUCCUUUAGAGAAAAUCCGUUUUCUUUCACCCCACCACACAGCAAAACGAAAAUCAAUCUUUCGCAGCCACAGCAAAACAACCACCAUUCUUUCAUUCAGCCACAACGAAAAGGCAGAAAAAUCGUUCUUUCCCACCCAGCCACACAGCAAACGAAAGGCCAGAAAAUCAUUCUCAUCCAACCACACAGCAAACGAAAGGCGAAAAUCGUUCUUUCACCCAACCACAAUAAAACGAAAAUGAAAAUCAUUCUUUCAUCAACCCACAGCAAAACGAAAGGCCAGAAAAUCAUUCCAAUCACAAAACCAGAAAAUCCACACAGCAAAACGAAGGCUUUCAUCCAAAAUCGAUUUCUUUCACCCAUCCACACAGCAAAACGAAAGGCCAGAAAAAUCAUUCUUUCAUCAGCCACAGCAAAACGAGGCCAGAAAAUCAUUCUUUCAUCCAGCCACACAGCAAAACGAAAGGCCAGAAAAUCAUUCUUUCAUCCAGCCACAGCAAAACGAAAGCCAGAAAAUCGAUUCUUUCAUCCAGCCACAGCAAAACGAAAGGCCAGAAAAUCGUUCUUUUUAAGUUCUUUCAGCAAAACGAAAGGCCAACCAUUCUUUCAUCAGCCACAGCAAAACGAAAGGCCAGAAAAUCAUUCUUUCAUCCCACCACACAGCAAAACGAAAGGCCAGAAAAUCAUUCUCACCCCAGCCACAGAGCAAACAGAAAAGUUCCUUCUUUCAUCCAACCACACAGCAAACGAAAGGCCAGAAAAUCAUUCUUUCACCCAGCCACACAUCAAAACGAAAGGCCAAAAACAUUCUUUCAUCAACCACACAGCAAACGAAAAGCCAGAAAAUCAUUCUUUCACCCAAGCCACACAGCAAAACGAAAGGCCAAAAAUCAUUUCUUCCAACCACAGCCAAACGAAAACCAGAAAAACCUGGCGAAGGCGAAAUCAUUCUUUCAUCCAGCCACACAGCAAAACGAAGGCAGAAAAUCAUUCUUUCAUCCAGCCACACAGCAAAACGAAAGGCCAGAAAACCCCACAGCAAAACGAAAGGCAGAAAAUCAUUCUUCCAGCCCCCCAGCAAAACGAAGCCAGAAAAUCCUUCUUCAUCCAGCCACAUGCCCACAUUCUUUCAUCCAGCAAAAAAGAGCAGAAAGGCCAGAAAAUCAUUCUUUCAUCCAGCCACACAGCAAAACGAAAGGCCAGAAAAUCAUUCUUUCAUCAGCCACAUCCAGCCAAACGAAAACAGAAAAUCGUUCUUUCACUGACCACAGCAAGAGCAGAAGGCCAAAUCGUUUCAUCCAACCACACAGCAAAACGAAAGGCCAGAAAUUCUUUCUCGUCAGCCACAGCAAACGAAGGCCAGAAAACAUUCUUUCAUCAACCACACAGCAAACGAAGGCCAGAAAAUCAUUCUUUCACCCCAGCACACAGCAAAACGAAGCCCAAAAUCAUUCUCAUCCAACCACACAGCAAAACAAGAAAGGCAGAAAAACGUUCUUUCAUCCAGCCACACAGCAAAACGAAAGCCAGAAAAAUCAUUCUUUCAUCCAGCCACACAGCAAAACGAAAAGCCAGAAAAUCAUUCUUCCACCCACAGCAAAACGAAGGCCAGAAAAUCAUUCUUUCACCCACACACACCAAAACGAAAAUAAAAUCAUUCUUUCAUCCACCACAGCAAAACGAAAGCCAGAAAAUCAUUCUCACCCAACCACACAGCAAAACAAAGCCAGAAAAUCAUUCUUUCACCCCAGCCACACAGCAAAACGAAAGGCCAGAAAAUAAAUUUCUUUCCGCAGCCACACAGCAAAACGAAAGGCCAGAAAAAUCAUUCUUUCCCACAAAAACGAAGGCCAGAAAACCAUUCUCACCCCAGGCACAGCAAAACAAAAUGAAAAAUCAUUCUUUCAUCCAGCAGCAAAACGAAGGCCAGAAAAUUUACAUCCAGCAGCAAGAAAGGCCAGAAAAUCGUUCUUUACCCCAGCCACACAGCAAAACGAAAGGCCAGAAAAUCGUUCUUUCAAUCAACCACACAGCAAAACGAAAGGCAGAAAAUUAUUCUUUUCAUCCCACACAGCAAAACGAAAGGAAAAUCAUUCUCAUCCAACCAGCCAACAAAGGCAGAAAUCAAACCACGAAAACAGGCCAGAAAAUCAUUCUUUCAUCACCACACAGCAAAGGCAAGAAAGGCCAGAAAAUCAUUUUCUUUCAUCCCAGCCACACAGCAAAACGAAAGGCCAGAAAAUCAUUCUUUCAUCAGCCACACACAAAACGAAAGAACAGAAAAUCCAUUCUCAUCGGCCACACAACAAAACAGAAAAUCGUUCUUUCACCCAACCACAGCAAAGGCAAAGUAUUCAGCAAAACGAAAGGCCAGAAAAUCAUUCUUUCAAACGAAAGGCCAGAAAAUCAUUCUUUCACCCAGCCAAAACGAAAGGCCAGAAAAUCGUUCUUUCACCCAACCACACAGCAAAACGAAAGGCCAGAAAAAUCAUUCUCAUCCAGCCACACAGCAAAACGAAAAUUGAAAAUUCUUUCACCCCAGCCACACAGAAAAACGAAAAGGCCAGAAAAUCAUUCUUUCCCAGCCACAGCAAAACGAAAGGCCAGAAAAUCAUUCUUUCAUCCACCACACAGCAAGACGAAAGGCCAGAAAAACAUUCUUUCACCCCAGCCACAGCAAAACGAAAAGGCCAGAAAAUCAUUCUUUCAUCCAGCCACACCACACAGCAAAACGAAAGCCAGAAAACCAUUCUUUCACCCAGCCACACAGCAAAACGAAAGCCAGAAAAUCAUUCUCGCAGCCACACAGCAAAACGAAAAGGCCAGAAAACCAUUCUUUCCCAUGCACACAGCAAAACGAAAGAAAAAUCAUUCUUCAUCCAGCCACAGCAAACCAGAAAAUCAUUCUUUCACCCAGAAAAAACGAAAAUUCAUUCUUUCACCCAACCACACAGCAAAACGAAAGGCCAGAAAAUCAUUCUUUCAUCCAGCCACACAGCAAAACGAAAGGCCAUUCUUUCACCCCAGAAAAAAACGAUUCUUUCAUCCAGCCACACACAGCAAAACGAAAGCCAGAAAAUCAUUCUUUCACCCCAGCACAGCAAAACGAAAGGCUGAAAACCAAUUUCUCGCAUCAACACAGCAAAACGAAAGGCCAAAAAUCAUUCUUUCACCCCAGCCACACAGCAAAACGAGGCCAGAAAAUCAUUCUUUCACCCAGCCACAAAACGCAAAAACGAAAGGCAAAACGAAAAAUCGUUCUUUCCGCCACACAGCAAAACGAAAGGCCAGAAAAUCAUUCUUUCACACCCAGCCACACAGCAAAACGAACGAAAGGCCAGAAAAUCAUUCUUUCACCCCAGCCACACACAGCAAAACGAAAGGCCUGAAAAUCAUUUCUUUCACCCAGCCACACAGCAAAACGAAAGAACAAAAAUCAUUCUUUCAUCCAGCCAGCAAAACGAAAGGCCAGAAAAUCGUUCUUUCACCCCAGCCACACAGCAAAACGAAAGGCGAAAAUCAUUCUUUCCCCAUCCACAGAAAACGAAGGCCAGAAAAUCAUUCUUUCACCCCAGCCACACAGCAAAACGAAAGGCAAAAAUUCGAAAGCCAAACAAAAUGCAAACAGGAAAACGAACAGAAAAUCAUUCUUUCAUCCAGCCACAGCAAAACGAAAGGCCAGAAAAUCAUUCUUUCAUCCAGCCACACAGUCAAAACGAAAAUCAUUCUUUCAUCCAGCCACACAGCAAAACGAAAGGCCAGAAAUCAUUCUUUCACCCCAGCCACACAGCAAAACGAAGGCACAUUCUUUCAAACACAGCAAAACGAAGGCCAGAAAAAUCAUUCUUUCACCCAGCCACAAAGGCUGAAAAUCGUUCUUUCAAAACGAAAACGGCCAGAAAAUCAUUCUUUCACCCAGCCACACAGCAAACGAAAGGCCAGAAAAUCAUUCUUUCAUCCAGCCACACAGCAAAACGAAAGAAAAUCAUUCUUUCAUCCAGCCACAGCAAAACGAAAAACCAUUCAUUCUUUCACCCAUACACAGCAAAACGAAAGGCCAAAAAUCAUUCUUUCACCCAGCCACAGCAAAACGAAAGGCCAAAAAACAUUCUUUCAUCCAGCCACAAAAAACGAAAAGGCCAUCAUUCAUCACCACACAGCAAAACGAAAAUGCAAAACGCCACACAGGCCAGAAAACCAUUCUUUCAUCCAGCCACACAGCAAAACGAAAGCCAGAAAAAUCAUUCUUUCAGCCACACAGCAAAACGAAAGGCAGAAAAUCAUUCUCAUCCAAGCCACACAUUCUUUCAUCCGCAAAAAACGAAGGCCAGAAAAACAUUCUUUCACCCAGCCACAGCAAAACGAAAGCGAAAAUCAUUCUUUCAUCCAGCCACAGAAACUGAAACGAAACGAAAGAAGGCCAGAAAAUCAUUCUUUCACCCACCACAUCAAAACGAAAAUUGAAAAACAUUCUUUCAUCCAGCACACAGCAAAACGAAAGGCGAAAAUCAUUCUUUCACCCACUACAGCAAAAAAGCCGAAAAUCAUCAGCCACAAAGCAAAACGAAAAUUUCUUUCAUCAGCCACACAGCAAAACGAAAGGCCAGAAAAUCAUUCUUUCAUCCAGCCACACAGCAAAACGAAAGGCCAGAAAAUCAUUCUUUCACCCAGCCACACAGCAAAACGAACGGCCAGAAAAUUAUUCUUUCCCCAUCCACAGCAAACGAAAGGCCGAAAAUCAUUCACCAGCAAAACGAAGCCGAAAAUCAUUCUCAUCAGCCACACAGCAAAACGAAAAGCCAGAAAAAAUCAUUCUUUCAUCCAGCCACACAGCAAAACGAAAGGCCAGAAAAUCAUUCUUUCACCCAGCCACACCAUAAAACGAAAGGCCAGAAAAUCGACCCCCAAAACGAAAGGCGAAAAUCAUUCUUUCAUCCAGCCACAGCAAAACGAAGGCCAGAAAAUUUCUUUCGCCCCAAACAGCAAAACGAAAGGCCAGAAAAAUCAUUCUUUCACCCAGCCACAGCAAAACGAAAAGGCCAGAAAAUCAUUCUUUCACCCAGCCACACAGCAAAACGAAAGGCCAGAAAAUCAUUCUUUUCAUCCAGCCACACAGCAAAACGAAAGGCCAGAAAAUCAUUCUUUCACCCAGCCACACGAAAGCAAAAAACGAAAGGCCAGAAAAUCAUUCUUCAUCAAGCACACAGCAAAACGAAAGGCCAGAAAAUCAUUUCUUUCACCCCAGCCACACAGCAAAACGAAAGGCCAGAAAAUCAUUCUUUCACCCCAGCCACACAGCAAAACGAAAGGCCAGAAAAUCAUUCUUUCAUCAGCCACACAGCAAAACGAAAGGCCAGAAAAUCAUUCUUUCACCCCAGCCACACAGCAAAAAACAAAGGCCAGAAAAUCAUUCUUUCAUCCAGCCACAGCAAAACGAAAGGCCAGGAAAAAUCAUUCUCACCCCAGCAAAACGAAAGGCCAGAAAAAUCAUUCUUUCAUCCAGCCACACAGCAAAACGAAAGGCCAGGAAAAUCAUUCUUUCACCCAGCACACAGCAAAACGAAAGGCCAGAAAAUCAAAACACAGAAAACGAAAGGCCAGAAAAUCAUUCUUUCAUCCACCACACAGCAAAACGAAAGGCCAGAAAAUCAUUCUUUCACCCCAAACACAGCAAAACGAAAGGCCAGAAAAUCAUUCUUUCAUCCAGCCACACAGCAAAACGAAAGGCCAGAAAAUCAUUCUUUCAUCCCAGCCACACAGCAAAACGAAAGGGCCAGAAAAUCAUUCUUUCACCCAGCCACACAGCAAAACGAAAGGUCAAAAUCAUUCUUUCAUCCAGCCACACAGCAAAACGAAAGGCCAGAAAAUCAUUCUUUCAUCCAGCCACACAGCAAAACGAAAGGCCAGGAAAAUCAUUCUUUCAUCCAGCCACACAGCAAAAACGAAAAGGCCAGAAAAUCAUUCUUUCAUCCACACACAAAAACAAAGGCCAGAAAAACAUUCUUUUCAUCCAGCCACACAGCAAAAACGAAAGGCUCCACAGCAAAACGAAAGGCCAGAAAAUCAUUCUUUUCACCCAGCACAGCAAAACAAAACGAGCGCCAGCCACACAGCAAAACGAAAGGCCAGAAAAUCAUUUUCAUCCAGCCACACAGCAAAACGAAAGGCCAGAAAACAUUCUUUCACCCAGCCACACAAAACGAGCAAAACGAAAGGCCAGGCCAAAAAUCAUUCUUUCAUCCAGCCACACAGCAAAACGAAAGGCCAGAAAAUCAUUCUUUUCACCCAGCCACACAGCAAAACGAAAGGCACAGAAAAUCAUUCCAGAAUCCAGCUUUCAUCCAGCCAAACGAAAAACCAGAAAAUCUCAUCCAACCCAGCCACACAGCAAAACGAAAGGCCAGAAAAAUCAUUCUUUCAUCCAGUCACACAGCAAACGAAAGGUCAGAAAAUCAUUCUUUUCACCCACAAAAAACGAAAGGCCAGAAAAUCAUUCUUUCACCCCCACAGCAAAACGAAAGGCAGAAAAUCAAAACACAGAAAACGGGCACAGAAAAUCAUUUUUUCAUCCAGCCACACAGCAAAACGAAAGGCCAGAAAAUCCAUUCUUUUCACCCAGCCACACAGCAAAACGAAAGGCCAGAAAAUCAUUCUUUCAUCCCAGCCACACAGCAAAACGAAAGGCCUGAAAAAAUUCUUUCAUCCAGCCACACAGCAAAACGAAAGGCCAGAAAAUCAUUCUUUCACCCAGCCACACAGCAAAACGAAAGGCCAGAAAAAUCAUUCUUUCAUCCAGCCACAGCAAAACGAAAGGCCAGAAAAUCAUUCUUUCACCCAGCCACAGCAAAAACAAAAGGCCAGAAAAAUCAUUCUUUUCACCCAGCCACAAAACAGCAAAAACGAAAGGCCAGAAAAUCACCCAGCCACAAUUCAUUCUUUCACCCAGCAACAGCAAAACGAAAGGCCCAGAAAAUCAUUCUUCACCCAGCCACAGCAAAACGAAAGGCCAGAAAAUCAUUCUUCAUCCAGCCACAGCAAAACGAAAGGCAAAAAAUCAUUCUUUCACCCAGCCACACAGCAAACGAAAGGCCAGAAAAAUCAUUCUUUCAUCCAGCCACACAGCAAAACGAAAAGGCCAGAAAAUCAUUCUUUUUCAAACAAAAACGAAAGGCCAGAAAAUCAUUCUUUUCAUCCAGCCACACAGCAAAACCGAAAAGGCAGAAAAUCAUUCUUUCAUCCAGCCACACACAGCAAAACGAAAGGCCAGAAAACCAUUCUUUCACCCAGGCACACAGCAAAACGAAAGGCCAGAAAAUCAUUCUUUCAUCCAGCCACACAGCAAACGAAAGGCCAGAAAAUCAUUCUUCAUCCAGCCACACACAGCAAAAACGAAAGGCCAAAAUCAUUUUUUCACCCAGCCACACACCACACAAAAACGAAAGGCCAGAAAAUCAUUCUUUCAUCCAGCCACACAGCAAAACGAAAGGCCAGAAAAAUCAUUUCUUUCAUCCAGCCACGCAGCAAAACGAAAGGCCAGAAAAAAAAUUUCAUCCAGUCACAUAUAAAACGGGAAAGGCCAGAAAAUCAUUCUUUCAUCCAGCCACACAGCAAACGAAAGGCCAUAAAAAUCAUUCUUUCACCCAGCCACACAGCAAAACGAAAAAAUAAAAUCAUUAUUUUUCCCAGCCACAGCAAACAAACAAAGGCCAAAAUCAUUCUUUCAUCCAGCCACAGCAAAACGAAAGGCCAGAAAAUCAUUUCAUCCAUCCACACAGCAAACGAAAGGCAAAAAUCGUUCUUUCACCCAGCCACACAGUUAAACGAUCAUUCUUUCACCCAGCCACAGCAAAACGAAAAGGCCAGAAAAAUCAUUCUUUCAUCCAGCCACACAGCAAACGGUAAGGCCAGAAAAUCAUUCUUUCACCCAGCCACACAGCAAAACGAAAGGCCAGAAAAUCGUUCUUUCAUCCACCACACAGCAAAACGAAAGGCCAGAAAAAAUCCAGAAAAGCUUUUCAUCCAGCCACACAGCAAAACGAAAGGCCAGAAAAUCAUUCUUUCACCCAGCCACACAGCAAAACGAAAGGCCAGAAAACAUUCUUUCAUCCAGCCACACAGCAAAACGAAAGGCCAGAAAAUCAUUCUUCACCCAGCCACAGCAAACCAAAGGCCAGAAAAUCAAAGCUACACGAAAGGCCAGAAAAUCAUUCUUCACCCAGCCACACAGCAAAACGAAAGGCCAGAGAAUCAUUUCUUUCAUUCCAUCCAGCCACACAGCAAAACGAAAGGCAAGAAAAAUCAUUCUUUCACCCAGCCACACAGCAAAAACGAAAGGCCAGAAAAUCAUUCUUUUCAUCCAGCCACACAGCAAAACGAAAAGGCCAGAAAAUCAUUUUUUCAUCCAGCCACAGCAAAACGAAAGGGCCAGAAAAAUCAUUUUUCAUUCUUUCAUCCAGCCACACAGCAAAACGAAAAAAUGCAACAGAAAACGAAAGGCCAGAAAACAUUCUUUCACCCAACCACACAGCAAAAACGAAAGGCCAGAAAAUCAUUCUUUCACCCAGCCACAGCAAAACGACACAGCAAAACGAAAGGCCAGAAAAUCCCACACAAUAAAACGCCAAAACGAAACCCCAGGCCACAGCAAAACGAAAGCAUCGUUCUUUCAUCCAGCCACACAGCAAAAACGAAAGGCCAGAAAAUCAUUCUUUCAUCAUCCAGCCAAACAGCCGAAAACGUUCUUUCAAAGGCCAACGAAAAUCAUUCUUUCACCCAGCCACACAGCAAACGAAGGCCACCAAAAUCAUUCUUUCAUCCAGCCACACAGCAAAACGAAAGGCCAGAAAAUCAUUCUUUCAUCCAGCCACAGCAAAACGAAAAGGCCAGAAAAUCAUUCUUUCACCCAGCCACACAGCAAAACGAAAGGCAGAAAAUCAUUCUUUCACCCAGCCACACAGCAAAACGAAAGGCCAGAAAAUCAUUCUUUCAACUCAUCCAGCCAAAACACACAAAAAAACGAAAGGGCCAGAAAAAAACCUUCUUCAUCCAGCCACACAGCAAAAACGAAAGGCCAGAAAAUCAUUCUUUCACCCAGCCACACAGCAAAACGAAAGGCCAGAAAAUCAUUCUUUCACCCAGCCACACAGGCCAGAAAACGCCUUUCAUCCAGCCCAGCAAAACGAAAGGCCAGAAAACCAUUCUUUCAUCCAGCCACAGCAAAACGAAAGGCAGAAAAUCAUUCUUUUCAUCCACACAGCAAAACGAAACGAGCCAGAAAAUCAUUCUUUCAUCCAGCCAAACAGCAAACGAAAGGCCAGAAAAUCAUUCUUUCACCCAGCCACACAGCAAAACGGAAGGCCAGAAAUCAUUCUCAUCCAGCACAGCAAAACGAAAGGCCAGAAAAUCAUUCUUCACCCAGCCACACAGCAAAACGAAAGGCCAGAAAAUCAUUCUUUCACCCAGCCACACAAAAACGAAAGGCCAGAAAAAUCAUUCUUUUCAACCAGCCACACAGCAAAACGAAAGGCCAGAAAAUAAUUCUUUCAUCCCCCACACAGCAAAACGAAAGGCCAGAAAAUCAUUCUUUCAUCCAGCCACACCACACAGCAAAACGAAAAGCCCAAAAAUCAUUCUUUCAUCAUCCACACAGCAAAACGAAAGGCCAGAAAAUCAUUCUUUCAUCCAGCCACAGCAAAACGAAAGGCCAGAAAAUCAUUCUUUCAUCCAGCCCACACAGCAAAACGAAAGGGCCAGAAAAAACAUUCAUUCAUCCAGCCACACAAAACGAGCCGAAAAUCGAAACAGCAAAACGAAAAAAAAUCAUUCUUUCACCCAGCCACACAGCAAACGAAAGGCCAAAAAUCAUUUUUCAUCCAGCUGCACACAGCAAAACGAAAGGCCAGAAAAUCAUUCUUUCACCCAGCACACAGCAAACGAAAGGCCAGAAAAUCAUUCUUUCAUCCAGCCACACAGCAAAACGAAAGGCCAGAAAAUCAUUCUUUCACCCAGCCACACAGCAAAACGAAAGCCAAAAAUCAUUCUUUCAUCCAGCCACACAGCCACACAGCAAAACGAAAGGCCAGAAAAAUCAUUCUUUCAUCCAGCCACACAGCAAAACGAAAAGGCCAGAAAAUCAUUCUUUCAUCCAGCCACACAGCAAAACGAAAGGCCAGAAAAUCAUUCUUUCACCCAGCCACACAGCAAAACGAAAGGCCAGAAAAUCAUUCUUUCAUCCAGCCAAUAUUGGCAAAACGAAAGGCCAGAAAACCUUUCAUCCAGCCACAGCAAAAAACGAAAGGCCAGAAAAUCGUUCUUUCAUCCAGCCACAGCAAAACGAAAGGUUAGAAAAUCGUUCUUUCAUCCAGCCACAGCAAAACGAAAAUUGAAAAUCAUUCUUUCACCUAGCCACACAGAAAACGAAGAAUAUUCUUCAUCCAGCCACACAGCAAAACGAAAGGCCAGAAAAUCAUUCUUUUUCAUCCAGCCACAGCAAAACGAAAGGCCAGAAAAAUCAUUCUUUCAUCCAGCCACACAGCAAAACGAAGGCCAGAAAAUCGUUCUUUCCAUCCAGCCACAAAGCAAAACUAAAGGCCAAAUCAUUCUUUCACCCAGAAAAAACGAAAAUGAUUCUUUCACCCAGCCACACAGCAAAACGGAAGGCCGAAAUCAUUCUUUCACCCAGCCGCACAGCAAUGACCAGAAAAUCAUUCUUUCGUCAGCCACACAGCAAAACGACACAGCAAACAAAACGAAAGGCCAGAAAAUCAUUCUUUCAACCAGCCACACAGAAAAACGAAAGGCCGAAAAUCAUUCUUUCAUCCAGCCACACAACAAAACGAAAAGCCAGAAAAAUCAUUCUUUCAUCCAGCCACACAGCAAAACGAAAGGCCAGAAAAAUCAUUCUUUCGUCAGCCACACAGUAAAACGAAAGGCCAGAAAAAUCAUUCUUUUCACCCACACAGCAAAACGAAAAGCGCCAGAAAAAUCAUUCUUCACACAGCCACACAGCAAAACUAAAAGGCCAGAAAAUCAUUCUUCACCCAGCCACACAGCAAACGAAAGGCCAGAAAAAUCAUUCUUUUCACCCAGCUUUAAAACAGCAAACGAAAGGCCAGAAAUCAAAGGCCCAGAAGGCUUUCUUUCCCAGCCACACAGCAAACGAAAGGCCAGAAAAUCGUUCUUUUCAUCCACUCCAGCAAAACGAAAGGCCAGAAAAACAUUCUUUCAUCCAGCCACACACAGCAAAACGGAAAAAUCGAUGCUUUCACCCAGGCACACAGCAAAACAGAAAACCAGAAAAAUCAUUCUUUCACCCAGCCACACAGCAAAACGAAAGGUCAAAAAUCAUUCUUUUCAUCCAGCCACAGCAAAACGAAAAGCCAGAAAAUCAUUCUUUCAUCCAGCCACACAGCAAGACGAAGGCCAGAAAAUCAUUCUUUCACCAAGCCUCACAGCAAAACGAACGGCCAGAAAAUCAUUCUUCAUCCAGCCACACAGCAAAACGAAAGGCCAGAAAAUCAUUCAUUUCCCCAGCCAAAAUCAUCAAAACCCAGCGCCAAAAAAUCAUUCUUUCACCCAGCCACACAGCAAAACGAAAGGCCAGAAAAUCGUUUUUCAUCCAGCCACACAGCAAAAACGAAAGGCCAGAAAAUCAUUCUUUUCAUCCAGCCACACAGCAAACAGCGCCAGAAAAUCAUUCUCAUCCAGCCACACAGCAAAACGAAAGGCCAGAAAAUCAUUUCUUUCAUCCAGCCACACAGCAAAACGAAAGGCCAGAAAACUACUCAUCCAAGCCACAGCAAAACGAAAGGCCAGAAAAUCAUUCUUUUCACCCAGCCACACAGCAAAACGAAAGCACAGAAAACUAUUCUUUCAUCCAGCCACACAGCAAAACGAAAGGCCAGAAAUCAUUCUUUCUUUUAAGCAAAACCCAGCCACCCAGCUACAGCAAAACGAAGGCCAAAAAAUCAUUCUUUCAUUCAGCCACACAGCGAGCAGGAGGCUGCACAAAAAAUCUUUCAACGCCUACGCCCACACAGCAAACGAAAGGUCAGAAAAUCAUUCUUUCAUCCAGCCACACAGCAAAAAACGAAAGGCCGAAAACUCGUUCUUUCACCCAGCCACACAGCAAAACGAAAGGCCAGAAAAUCAUUCUUUCAUCCAGCCACACAGCAAAACGAAAGGCCAGAAAAUCAUUCUUUCAUCCAGCCCAAAGCAAAAGCCGAAAAUCGUUCUUUCACCCAGCCACACAGCCAAGCAAAAGGCCAGAAAAUCAUUCUUUCACCCAGCCAGUAAAACGGCGCGUCAGAAAAUUCUUCACCCCAGCCACACAGCAAAACGAAGGCCAGAAAAUCACUCUUUCAUCCAGCCACACAGCAAAAAGGCCAGAAAAUCAUUCUUCAUCCGAAAAAAAACGAAACCAAUCAUUCUUUUCAUCCAGCCACAACCAAAACGAAGGGCCAGAAAAAUUAUUCUUUCAUCAGCCACCGCAACCAAAACGAAAGGCCAGAAAAUCAUUCUUUUCAUCCAGCCACACAGCAAAAACGAAAGGCCAGAAAAUCGUUAUUCUUUCAUCCAGCCACACAGCAAAACGAAAGGCCAGAAAUCAUUUUCAUCCAGCCACACAGCAAAACGAAAAGGUCAGAAAAAUCAUUCUUUCAUCCAGCCACACAGCAAAACGAAAGGCAAAAAAUCAUUCUUUCAUCCAGCCACACAGCAAAACGAAAGGCCAGAAAAAUCAUUCUUUCAUCCAGCCACACAGCAAAACGAAAGGCCAGAAAAUCAUUCUUUCAUCCAGCCACACAGCAAAAACGAAAAGGCCAGAAAACAUUCUUUCUUUCACCCAGCCACACAGCAAAACGAAAGGCCAGAAAAUCAUUCUUUCAUCCAGCCACACAGCAAAAACGAAGGCCAGAAAAAUCAUUCUUUCAACCAGCCACACAUCAAAACGAAGGCGUCAGAAAAUCAUUCUUUCACCCAGCCACAGCAAAAACGAAAGGCCAGAAAAUCAUUCUUUCACCCAGCCACACAGCAAAACGAAAGGCCAGAAAAUCAUUCUUUCAUCCAGCCACACAGCAAAAAAGGCCAGAAAAAUCAUUCUUCAUCAGCCACAGCAAAACGAAAGGCCAGAAUCAUUCUUUCAUCAAGCCACAGCAAAAACGAAAGGCCAGAAAAUCAUUCUUUCAUCCAGCCACACAGCAAAACGAAAGGCCAGAAAAAUCAUUCUUUCAUCCAGCCACACAGCAAAACGAAAGGCCAGAAAAUCAUUCUUUCAUCCAGCCACAGCAAAACGAAAGGCCAGAAAAACAUUCUUUCACCCAGCCACACAGCAAAACGAAAAGCCAGAAAAUCAUUCUUUCAUCCAGCCACACAGCAAAACGAAAGGCCAGAAAAAUCUGGUUCUUUCAUCCAGCCGCAGCCCAGAAAAUCACCCAGCCAAAGCAAAAAACGAAAGGCCAGAAAAUCAUUCUUUCACCCAGCCACACAGCAAAACGAAAGGCCAGAAAAAUCAUUCUUUCAUCCAGCCACACAGCAAAACGAAAGGCCAGAAAAUCAUUCUUUCACCCAGCCACACAGCAAAACGAAAGGCCAGAAAAUCGUUCUUUCACCCAGAACACACAGCAAAACGAAAAAGGCCAGAAAAUCAUUCUUUCACCCAGCCACACAGCAAAACGAAAGGCCAGAAAAUCAUUCUUUCAUCCAGCCACACAGCAAAACGAAAAGGCUGAAAAUCAUUCUUUCACCCAGCCAAACAAAGAAAAAUCAUUCUUCAAGGCCCCAUGGUAAAACAUUCUUUCACCCAGCCACACAGCAAAACGAAAGGCCAAAGAAAAUCAUUCUUUCAUCCAGCCACAGCAAAAAACGAAAGGCCAGAAAAUCAUUCUUUUCAUCCAGCCACACAGCAAAACGAAAGGCCAAGAAAAACAUUCUUUCACCCAGGCACAGCAAAACGAAAGGGGCCAGAAAAUCAUUCUUUCACCCAGCCACACAGCAAAACGAAAGGCCAGAAAAUCAUUCUUUCAUCCAGCCACACAGCAAAACGAAAGGCCAGAAAAUCAUUCUUUCAACCAGCCACACAGCAAAACGAAAGCGCCAGAAAAUCAUUCUUUCACCCAGGCACACAGCAAAACGAAAGGCCAGAAAAAUCAUUCUUUCACCCAGCCACACAGCAAAAAACGAAGGCCUGAAAAUCAUUCUUUCAUCCAGCCAAAACGAAAGGCAGAAAAUCAUUCUUUCAACGAAAAACGAAAGGCCAGAAAAUCAUUCUUUUCAUCCAGCCACACAGCAAAACGAAAGGCCAGAAAAUCAUUCUUUUCAUCCAGCCACACAGCAAACGAAAGGCCAGAAAAUCAUUCUUUCACCCAGCAAAACAGCAAACGAAAGGCCAAAAAUCAUUUCUUUCAUCCAGCCACACAGCAAAACGAAGAGCCGAAAAUCAUUCUUUCACCCAGCCACACAGCAAAACGAAAGGGCCAGAAAAUCAUUCUUCAUCCAGCCACACAGCAAAACGAAAGGCCAGAAAAUCGUUCUUCAUCCAGCCACACAGCAAAACGAAAAGGCCAGAAAAUCAUUCUUUUCACCCAGCCACACAGCAAAACGAAAAAGGCCAGAAAAUCAUUCUUUCACCCAGCCACACAGCAAAACGAAAGGCCAGAAAAUCAUUCUUUUCAUCCAGCCACACAGCAAAAAAAAGGCCAGAAAAUCAUUCUUUUCACCCCAGCCACACAGCAAAACGAAAGGCCAGAAAAUCAUUCUUUCACCCAGCCACACAGCAAAACGAAAGGCCAGAAAAUCAUUUUUCACCCAGCCACACAGCAAAACAAAGGCCAGAAAAUCAUUCUUCAUUCACCCAAACAGCAAAACGAAAGGCCAGAAAAUCAUUCUUUCAUCCAGCCACACAGCAAAAACGAAAGGGCCAGAAAAUCAUUCUUUCUUCAUCCACACAGCAAAACGAAAAGGCCAGAAAAUUAUUCUUUCACCCAGCCACAGCAGUAAACGAAAGGAAAAUCAUUCUUUCACCCAGCCACACAGCAAAACGAAAGGCCAGAAAAUGGCCAUUCUUUCAUCCAGCCACACGCAAAACGAAAGGCCAGAAAAUCAUUCUUUCUUUCCAGCCACAGAGCAAAACGAAGAGCCAGAAAAUCAUUCUUCACCCAGCCACAUGCAAAACGAAAGGCCACAGAAAAUCAUUCUUUCACCCAGCCACCCCAGCGAAAACGAAAAAAUCAUUCUUUCAUCCAGCCACACAGCAAAACGAAAGGCCAGAAAAUCAUUCUUUCAUCCAGCCACAAAACAGCAAAAAUCACCCAGCCCAGAAAAUCAAAAUUUCACCACCCAGCCACAGCAAAACGAAAGGCCAGAAAAAUCAUUCUUUCACCCAGCCAAAGCAAACGAAAGGCCAGAAAAACAUUCUUUCACCAGAAAAUCCAGAAAAUCUUUCACCCAGCCACACAGCAAAACGAAAGGCCAGAAAAUCAUUCUUCAUCCAGCCACACAGCAAAACGAAAGGCCAGAAAAACUCAUUUUUCGCCCAGCCACACAAAAACGAAAACAGCCAGCCAAAAACGAAAGGCCAGAAAAUCAUUCUUUCAUCCCAGCCACACAGCAAAACGAAAGGCCAGAAAAUCAUUCUUUUCACCCAGCCACACAGCAAAACGAAAGGCCAGAAAAUCAUUCUUUCACCCAGCCACACCAAAACGAACGAAAAUCAUUCCAGCCACACAGCAAAACGAAAGGCUCAUUUCUUUCAUCCAGCCACACAGCAAAACGAAAGGCCAGAAAAUCAUUCUUUUUCACCCAGCCACACAGCAAACGAAAGCCAGAAAAUCAUUCUUUCAUCCAGCCACACAGCAAAACGAAAGGCCAGAAAAUCUUUUUUCACCCAGCCACACAGCAAAACGAAAAGGCCAGAAAAUCAUUCUUUUCAUCCAGUUACACAGCAAAACGAAAGGCCAGAAAAUCAUUCUUCAUCCAGCCACACAGCAAAACGAAAGGCCAGAAAAUCAUUCUUUCACCCAGCCACCCACAGCAAAACGAAAGGCCAGAAAAAUCAUUCUUUCACCCAGCCACACAGCAAAACGAAAGGCCAGAAAAUCAUUCUUUCAUCCAGCCACAGCAAAACGAAAGGCCAGAAAAUCAUUCUUUCAUCCAGCCACACAGCAAAACGAAAGGCCAGAAAAAUCAUUCUUUUCACCCAGCCACAAGCAAAACCAAAAGGCCAGAAAAUCAUUCUUUCAUCCAGCCACACAGCAAAACGAAAGGCCAGAAAACGAAAGGCAGAAAAUCAUUUUCAUCCAGCCACACAGCAAAACGAAAGGCCAGAAAAUCAUUCUUUCACCCAGCCACAGAGCAAAACGAAAGGCCAGAAAAUCAUUCUUCAUCCAGCCCAGCCAAACAAAGCAAAUCAUUCCAUCCUUUCAAAGCCACAGCAAACGAAAGGCCAGAAAAUCAUUCUUUCAUCCAGCCACAGCAAAACGAAAGGCCAGAAAAUCAUUCUUUCAUCCAGCCACACAGCAAAACGAAAGGCCAGAAAAUCAUUCUUUCAUCCAGCCACAAAACGAAAAGGCCAGCAAAACGAAAGGCCAGAAAAUCAUUCUUUCACCCAGCCACACAGCAAAACGAAAGGCAGAAAAUCAUUUCUUUCAUCAGCCACAGCAAAACGAAAGGCCAGAAAAUCAUUCUUUCACCCCAGCCACACAGCAAAACGAAAGGCCAGAAAACCAUUCUUUCAUCCAGCCACACAGCAAAACGAAAGGCCAGAAAAAUCAUUCUUUCACCCAGCCACACAGCAAACGAAAGGCCAGAAAAUCAUUUUCACCCAGCCACACAGCAAAACGAAAGGCCAGAAAAUCGCCUUUUCAUCCAGCCACAGCAAAACGAAAGGCCAGAAAAAUCAUUCUUUUCAUCCAGCAACAUCAUUCUUUCACCCAGCCACACAGCAAAACGAAAGGCCAGAAAAUCAUUCUUUCAUCCAGCCACACAGCAAAAACGAAAGGCCAGAAAAUCAUUCUUUCACCCAGCCACACAGCAAAAAAACGAAAGGCCAGAAAAUCAUUCUUUCAUCCAGCCGACAGCAAAACGAAAAACGAAAGGCCAGAAAAUCAUUCUUUCAUCCAGCCACACAGCAAAAGGCGAAAAAAAAUCAUUCUUUCAUCCAGCAAAAGCAAAACGAAAGGCCAGAAAAAUCAUUCUUUUCACCCAGCCACACAGCAAAACGAAAACCAGAAAAUCAUUCUUUCAUCCAGCCACACCCAGCCACACAGCAAAACGAAAAAGAAAAUCAUUCUUUCAUCCAGCCAGCACAAACGAAAGGCCAGGAAACGGCCAAGCAAAACGAAAGGCCAGAAAAUCAUUCUUUCAUCCAGCCACAGCAAACGAAAGGCCAGAAAAUCCAUUUUUCAUCCAGCCACAGCAAAACGAAAGGCCAGAAAAUCAUUCUUUCAUCCAGCCACAGCAAAACGAAAGGCCAGAAAAAUCAUUCUUUCAUCCAGCCACACAGCAAAACGAAAGGCCAGAAAAUCAUUCUUUCAUCCAGCCACACAGCAAAACGAAAGGCCAGAAAAUCAUUCUUUCACCCAGCCACACAGCAAAACGAAAGGCCAGAAAUCAUUCUUUCAUCCAGCCACACACAGCAAAACGAAAGGCCAAAAAUCAUUCUUUCAUCCAGCCACACAGCAAAACGAAAGGCCAGAAAAUCAUUCUUUCAUCCAGCCACACAGCCAAAAAAUCAUUCUUUCAUCCAGCCACACAGCAAAACGAGGCCAGAAAAUCAUUCUUUCACCCAGCCACACAGCAAAACGAAAGGCCAGAAAAUCAUUCUUUCAUCCAGCCACACAGCAAAGGUCAGAAAUCAUUUCUUUCAUCCAGCCACACAGCAAAACGAAAGGCCAGAAAAUCAUUCUUCAUCCAGCCACACAGCAAAACGAAAGGCCAGAAAAUCAUUCUUUCACCCAGCCACAGUAAACGUACCAGCAAAACGAAAGGCCAGAAAAAUCAUUCUUUCAUCCAGCCACACAGCAAAACGAAGGCACACCCAGCCACAGCAAAACGAAAGGCCAGAAAAUCAUUCUUUCAUCCAGCCACACAGCAAAACGAAAGGCCAGAAAAUCAUUCUUUCAUCCAGCCACACAGCAAAACGAAAGGCCAGAAAAACAUUCUUUCAUCCAGCCACACAGCAAAACGAAAGGCCAGAAAAUCAUUCUUUCAUCCAGCCACACAGCAAAACGAAAGGCCAGAAAAUCAUUCUUUUCAUCCAGCCACACAGCAAAACGAAAGGCCAGAAAAUCAUUUUUCAUCCAGCCACACAGCAAAACGAAAGGCCAGAAAAUCAUUCUUUCAUCCAGCCACACACCAAAACGAAAGGCCAGAAAAAUCAUUCUUUCAUCCAGCCACACAGCAAAACGAAAGGCCAGAAAAUCAUUCUUUCACCCAGCCACACAGCAAAACGAAAGGCCAGAAAAUCAUUCUUUCAUCCAGCCACAGCAGCAAAACGAAAGGCCACCCAGCCAAAAGCAAAACGAAAGCGCAGAAAAUCAUUCUUUCACCCAGCCACACACAGCAAAACGAAAGGCCAGAAAAUCAUUCUUUCACCCAGCCACACAGCAAAACGAAAGGCCAGAAAAUCAUUCUUUCAUCCAGCCACACAGCAAAAACGAAAGGCCAGAAAAUCAUUCUUUCAUCAAGCCACACAGCAAACGAAAGGCCAAAAACAUUCUUUCAUCCAGCCACACAGCGAAAGGCUGAAAAAUUCUUUUCAUCCAAAAAAACGAAAGGCCAGAAAAUUCUUUCCAGCCACACAGCAAAACGAAAGGCCAGAAAAUCAUUCUUUCAUCCAGCCACACAGCAAAACGAAAGGCCAGAAAUCAUUCUUUCAUCAGCCACAGAGCAAAACGAAAGGCCAGAAAAUCAUUCUUUCAUCCAGCCACACAGCAAAAAAGGCCAGAAAAUUCUUUCCCCAGCCACACAUUCUUUCAUCCAGCCACACAGCAAAACGAAAGGCCAGAAAAAUCAUUCUUUCAUCCAGCCACAGCAAAACGAAAGGCCAGAAAAUCAUUCUUUCAUCCAGCCACAGCAAAACGAAAGGCCAGAAAAUCAUUCUUUCAUCCAGCCACACAGCAAAACGAAAGGCCAGAAAAUCAUUCUUUUCACCCAGCCACACAGCAAAACGAAAGGCCAGAAAAUCAUUCUUUCAUCCAGCCACACAGCAAAACGAAAGGCCAGAAAAUCAUUCUUUCACCCAGCCACACAGCAAAACGAAAGGCCAGAAAAUCAUUCAGCCACACCACAGCAAGACGCAAAAAAACAAAGGCCACAGCAAACGAAAGGCAGAAAAUUUCACCCAGCCACACAGCAAAACGAAAGGCCAGAAAUCAUUCUUUCAUCCAGCCACACAGCAAAACGAAAGGCCAGAAAAUCGUUACCCAGCCACACAGCAAAACGAAAGGCCAGAAAAUCAGCUUUUUCAAACACAGCAAAACGAAAGGCGAAAAUCAUUCUUUUCAUCCAGCCACACAGCAAAACGAAAGGCCAGAAAAAUCAUUCUUUCACCCAGCCACACAGCAAAACGAAAGGCCAGAAAAUCAUUCUUUCACCCAGCCACACAGCAAAACGAAAGGCCAGAAAAAAUCAUUCUUUCAUCCAGCCACAGCAAAACGAAAGGCCAGAAAAUCAUUCUUUCACCCAGCCACACAGCAAAACGAAAGGCCAGAAAAAUCAUUCUUUCACCCAGCCACACAGCAAAACGAAAGGUCAGAAAAUCAUUCUUUCAUCCAGCCACACAGCAAAACGAAAGGCCAGAAAAUCAUUCUUUCACCCAGCCACACAGCAAAACGAAAGGCCAGAAAAUCAUUCUUUCACCCAGCCACACAGCAAAACGAAAGGCCAGAAAAUCAUUCUUCAUCCAGCCACAGCAAAACGAAAGGCCAGAAAAUCAUUCUUUCAUCCAGCCACAGCAAAACGAAAGGCCAGAAAAAUCAUUCUUUUCCAGCCACACAGCAAAACGAAAGGCCAGAAAAUCAUUCUUUCACCCCAGCCACACAGCAAAACGAAAGGCCAGAAAAUCAUUCUUUCACCCAGCCACACAGCAAACGAAAGGCCAAAAAAUCAUUCUUUCAUCCAAAGGCCAGAAAAUCAUUCUUUCACCCAGCCACACAGCAAAACGAAAGGCCAGAAAAAUCAUUCUUUCAUCCAGCCACACAGCAAAAAACGAAAGAACAGAAAAUCAUUCUUUCAUCCAGCCACACAGCAAAACGAAAGGCCAGAAAAUCAUUCUUUCACCCAGCCACACAGCAAAACGAAAGGCCAGAAAAUCAUUCUUUCACCCAGCCACACAGCAAAACGAAAGGCCAGAAAAUCAUUCUUUCACCCAGCCACACAGCAAAACGAAAAGGCCGGAAAAUCAUUCUUCAUCCAGCCACAAAACGAAAGGCCGAAAAUCAUUCUUUCACCCAGCCACACAGCAAAAAAAAAGAAACACAGGCCAGAAAAUCAUUCUUUCACCCAGCCACACAGCAAAACGAAAGGCCAGAAAAAUCAUUCUUUCAUCCAGCCACAGCAAAACGAAAGGCCAGAAAAUCAUUCUUUCACCCAGCCACACAGCAAAACGAAAGGCCAGAAAAAUCAUUCUUUCAUCCAGCCACACAGCAAAACGAAAGGCCAGAAAAAUCAUUUUUUUCACCCAGCCACACAGCAAAACGAAAGGCCAGAAAAAUCAUUCUUUUCACCCAGCCACACAGCAAAACGAAAGGCCAGAAAAUCAUUUUUCACCCAGCCACACAGCAAAAACGAAAGGCCAGAAAAUCAUUCUUCAUCCAGCCACAAACAAAGCAAAAUCAAAGCCACAGCAAAACGAAAAAAAAUCAUUCUUUCACCCAGCCACACAGCAAAACGAAAGGCCAGAAAAAAUCAUUCUUUGACCCAGCCACACAGCAAACGAACGAAAACCAUUUUUCAUCCAGCCACAAAAAAAAAUUUCUUUCACCCAGCCACACAGCAAAAACGAAAGGCCAGAAAAUCAUUCUUUCACCCAGCCACACAGCAAAACGAAAGGCCAGAAAAUCAUUCUUUCAUCCAGCCACACAGCAAAACGAAAGGCCAGAAAAUCAUUCUUUCACCCAGCCACACAGCAAAAAAAGGUUGCGAAAGGCCAGAAAAUCAUUCUUCACCCAGCCACACAGCAAAAACGAAAAGGCCAGAAAAACAUUCUUCACCCAGCCACACAGUAAAAACGAAAGACCAGAAAAAUCAUUCUUUCAUCCAGCCACAGCAAAACGAAAGGCCAGAAAAUCAUUCUUUCACCCAGCCACACAGCAAAACGAAAGGCAGAAAUCAUUUUUCAUCCACACAAGGCCAGCAAAACGAAAACAGCCAGAAAAUCAUUCUUUCACCAGCCACAAAGAAACGAAAGGCCAGAAAAUCAUUCUUUCAUCCAGCCACACAGCAAAACGAAAGGCCAGAAAAUCAUUCUUUCACCCAGCCACACAGCAAAACGAAAGGCCAGAAAAUCAUUCUUUCACCCAGCCACACAGCAAAACGAAAGGCCAGAAAAUCAUUCUUUCACCCAGCCACACAGCAAAACGAAAGGCCAGAAAAUCAUUCUUUCACCCAGCCACACAGCAAAACGAAAAGGCCAGAAAAAUCAUUCUUUCAUCCAGCCACAGCAAAACGGCCAGAAAAUCAUUCUUUCACCCAGCCACACACAGCAAAACGAAAGGCCAGAAAAUCAUUCUUUCACCCAGCCACACAGCAAAACGAAAGGCCAGAAAAUCAUUCUUCAUCCAGCCACACAGCAAAAACGGCCUUCACGAAAGGCCAGAAAAUCAUUCUUUCACCCAGCCACACAGCAAAACGAAAGGCCAGAAAAUCAUUCUUUCAUCCAGCCACACAGCAAAAAACGAAAGGCCAGAAAAUCAUUCUUUCAUCCAGCCACAGCAAAACGAGCACAAAAUCAUUCUUUCCCAGCAAAAAACGAAGAAAAUCAUUCUUUCAUCCAGCCACACAGCAAAACGAAAAUAGAAAAAUCGUUCUUUCAUCCAGCCACACAGCAAAACGAAAAACCAGAAAAUCAUUCUUUCAUCCAGCCACACAGCAAAACGAAAGGCCAGAAAAUUAUUCUUUCAUCCAGCCACACAGCAAAACGAAAAGGCCAGAAAAAUCAUUCUUUUCACCCAGCCACACAGCAAAACGAAAGGCCAGAAAAUCAUUCUUUCACCCAGCCACACACCACACAGCAAAAACGAAAGGCCACAAAAAUUCCAGAAAAUCUUCUUUCAUCCAGCCACAGCAAAACGAAAGGCCAGAAAAUCAUUCUUUCAUCCAGCCACACAGCAAAACGAAAGGCCAGAAAAUCAUUCUUUCAUCCAGCCCACACAGCAAAAACGAAAAUCGGGCCACAGAAAAACGAAAGACGAAAAUCAUUCUUUCAUCCAGCCACACAGCAAAACGAAAGGCCAGAAAAUCAUUCUUUCACCCAGCCACACAGCAAAACGAAAGGCCAGAAAAAACAUUCUUUCACCCAGCCACACAGCAAAACGAAAGGGCCAGAAAAUCAUUCUUCAUCCAGCCACACAGCAAAACGAAAGGCCAGAAAAUCAUUCUUCAUCCAGCCACACAGCAAAAACAGCGUCCAGAAAAUCAUUCUUUCAUCCAGCCACACAGCAAAAACGAAAGGCCAGAAAAUCAUUCUUUCAUCCAGCCACACAGCAAAACGAAAGGCCAGAAAAUCAUUCUUUCAUCCAGCCACAGCAAAAACGAAAGGCCUGAAAAUUAUUCUUCAUCCAGCCAAACACACAGCAAAACGAAAGGCCAGAAAAUCAUUCUUUUCAUCCAGCCACACAGCAAAACGAAAGGCCAGGAAAAUCAUUCUUUUUCAUCCAGCCACACAGCAAAACGAAAAGGCCAAAACCAUUCUUUCAUCAGCCACACAGCAAAACGAAAGGCCAGAAAAAUCAUUCUUUCAUCCAGCCACACAGCAAAACGAAAGGCCAGAAAAUCAUUUUUUCAUCCAGCCACACACAGCAAAACGAAAGGCCAGAAAAUCAUUCUUCAUCCAGCCACACAGCAAAACGAAAGGCUGGAAAAAUCAUUCUUUCACCCAGCCACACAGCAAAACGAAAGGCCAGAAAAUCGGCUACCACACAGAAAUCAUUUUUUCAUCCAGCCACACAGCAAAACGAAAGGCCAGAAAAUCAUUCUUUCACCCAGCCACACAGCAAAACGAAAGGCCAGAAAAUCAUCAUUCUUUCACCCAGCCACACAGCAAACGAAAGGCCAGAAAAUCAUUCUUUCACCCAGCCACACAGCAAAAUCGAGGCAACAAAACAUUCUUUCAUCCAGCCACAAACAGCAAAACGAAAGGCCAGAAAAUCAUUCUUUCAUCAGCCACACAGAAAACGAAAACCGGAAAAUCAUUCUUUCAUCCAGACAAAAACGAAAGGCAGUGAAAUUAUUCUUUCACCCAGCCACACAGCAAAAACGAAAGGCCAGAAAAACAUUCUUCAUCCAGCCACACAGCAAAACGAAAGGCCAGAAAAAAUCAUUCUUUCACCCAGCCACAGCAAAACGAAAGGCCAGAAAAUCAUUCUUUCAUCCAGCCACACAGCAAAACGAAAGGCCAGAAAAAUCAUUUUCAUCCAGCCACAGCAAAACGAAAGGCCAGAAAAUCAUUCUUCAUCCAGCCACAGUAAAACGAAAGGCCAGAAAAUAUUCUUUCACCCAGCCACAAAAAACGAAGGCUUCAUUCUUUUCAUCCAGCCACAGCAAAACGAAAGGCCAGAAAAUCAUUCUUUCAUCCAGCCACACAGCAAAACGAAAAGGCCAGAAAAUCAUUCUUUCAUCCAGCCACACAGCAAAACGAAAGGGCCAGAAAAAAACAUUCUUUCAUCCAGCCACACAGCAAAACGAAAAAGGCCAGAAAAAUCAUUCUUUCAUCCAGCCACACAGCAAAACGAAAGGCCAGAAAAUCAUUCUUUCAUCCAGCAACACAGCAAAAACGAAAGGCCAGAAAAUCAUUCUUUCACCCAGCCACACAGCAAAACGAAAGGCCAGAAAAAUUCUUUCACCCAGCCACUCAAACGACCCAGCCACACAGCAAAACGAAAGGCCAGAAAAUCAUUCUUUCACCAGCCACACAGCAAAACGAAAGGCCAGAAAAUCAUUCUUUUUCCAGCCACACAGCAAAACGAAAAGGCCAGAAAUCAUUCUUUCAUCCAGCCACAAGUUAAACGAAAGGCCAGGAAGUUUCUUUCACCCAGCCACACACAGCAAAACGAAAGGCCAGAAAAUCAUUCUUUUCCCAGCCACACAGCAAAACGAAAGGCCAGAAAAUCGCCCUUUCAUCCAGCCACACAAAACAAAACGAAAAUCCAGAAAAUCAUUCUUUUCACCCAGCCACACAGCAAAACGAAAGGCACAGCAAACGAAAGGCGAAAAUCAUUCUUUCAUCCAGCCACACAGCAAAACGAAAGGCCAGAAAAUCAUUUUCACCCAGCCACACCAAAACGAAAGGCCUGAAAAUCAUUUUUCACCCAGCCACACAAAACGAAAAGGCCAGAAAAUCAUUUUUUUCACCCAGCCACACAGCAAAACGAAAGGCCAGAAAAUCAUUCUUUCAUCCAGCCACACAGCAAAACGAAAGGCCAGAAAAUCAUUCUUUCACCCAGCGCCACACAGUAAAAACGAAAGGCCAGGAAAUCAUUCUUUCACCCCAGCCACACAGCAAAACGAAAGGCCAGAAAAUCAUUCAUUCAGCCACACAGCAAACGAAAGGCCAGAAAAAUCGUUCUUUCACCCAGCCACACAGCAAACGAAAGGCCAGAAACCAUUCUUUCACCCAGCCACAGCAAAACGAAAGGCCAGGAAAAUCAUUCUCAUCCAGCCACACACAGCAAAACGAAAGGCCAAAAUCAUUCUUUCACCCAGCCACAGCAAAACGAAAAGGCCAGAAAAUCAUUCUUUCAUCCAGCCACACAGCAAAAACGAAGGCCAGAAAACUAUUCUUUCACCCAGCCACACAAAAACGAAAGGCCAGAAAAUCAUUCUUUCAUCCAGCCACACACAGCAAAAAAUCAAAGCCACAGAAAAUCAUUCUUUCAUCCAGCCACACAGCAAAACGAAAGGCCAGAAAUCAUUCUUUUUUCCCAGCCACACAGUAAAACGAAGGCCAGAAAAUCGUUCUUUCACCCAGCCACACAGCAAAACGAAAGGCCAGAAAAUCAUUCCUUUCAUCCAGCCACACAGCCAAAGCAAACGAAAGGCCAGAAAAUCAUUCUUCACCCAGCCACACAGCAAAACGAAAGGCCAGAAAAUCAUUCUUUCACCCAGCCACACAGCAAAAAACGAAAGGCCGAAAAUCAUUCUUUCAUCCAGCCACACAGCAGCAAACGAAAGGCCAGAAAAUCAUUCUUUCGCAUCCAGCAAAACGAAAGGCAGUAAAACGAAAACGGGCCAGAAAAUCAUUCUUUCACCCAGCCACACAGCAAAACGAAAGGCCAGAAAAACCAUUCUCAUCCAACACAGGCAAACGAAGGCCAGAAAAUGUUCUCUUUCAAAACGAAACGAAGGCCAGAAAAUCAUUUCUUUCACCCAGCCACACAGCAAAACGAGGCCAGAAAAAUCAUUCUUUCAUCCAGCCACACAGCAAAACGAAAGGCCAGAAAAUCAUUCCUUCACCCAGCCUUUCAAAACGGAAAGGCCAGAAAAAAUCAUUCUUUCCACCCAGCCACACGACGAAACGAAAAUCAUUCUUCAUCCACACAGCAAAACGGGCCAGAAAAUCAUUCUUUCAUCCACAGCAAAGCAGGCCAAAAACGAAGCAGCCACCACACAGCAAAACGAAAGGCCGAAAAUCAUUCUUCACCACACAGCAAAACGAAAAGCAAAACGAACAGCAAGGCAAAUCAUUUCUUUCGGAAAAUCAUUCUUCACCCAGCCACACAGCAAAACGAAAGGCCAGAAAAAUCAUUCUUUCAUCCAGCCACACAGCAAAACGAAAGGCCAAAAAUCAUUCUUUCACCCAGCCACAGCAAAACGAAAGAACAGAAAACCAUUCUUUCAUCCAGGCACACAGCAAAACGAAAGGCCAGAAAAUCAUUCUUUUCACCCAGCCACACAGCAAAAACGAAAGGGCAAGAAAAUCAUUCUUUCAUCCAGCCACCCAGCCAAACAAAGGCCAGAAAAAUCAUUCUUUCACCCAGCCACACACAGCAAAACGAAAGGCCAGAAAAUCAUUCUUCACCUAGCCACACACAAAACGAAAGGCCAGAAAAUCAUUCUUUCACCCAGCCACACAGCAAAACGAAAGGCCAGAAAAUCAUUCUUUCACCCAGCCACACACAGCAAAACGAAAGGCCAGAAAAUCAUUCUUCACCCAGCCACACAGCAAAAACGAAAGGCCAGAAAAUCAUUCUUUCAUCCAGCCACACAGCAAAAACGAAAGGCCAGAGAAAAUCAUUCUUUCGCAGCCACACAGCAAAACGAAAAGGGCCAGAAAAUCAUUCUUUCAUCCAGCCACACAGCAAAACGAAAGGCCAGAAAAUCAUUCUCACCCAGCCACACAGUAAAAACGAAAGGCCAGAAAAUCAUUCUUUCACCCAGCCACACAGCAAAACGAAGGCCAAAAAUCAUUCUUUCAUCCAGCCACAACAAAACGAAAGCAGAAAAAUCAUUCUUUCCCAGCCACAGCAAAACGAAAGGCCAGAAAAUUAUUCUUUCCCCAGCCACACAGCAAAACGAAAGGCCAGAAAAUCAUUCUUUCACCCAGCCACACAGCAAAACGAAAGGCCAGAAAAUCAUUCUUUUCAUCCAGCCACACAUUAAAACGAAAGGCCAGAAAAUCGUUCUUUCACCCAGCCACACAGCAAAACGAAAGGCCAGAAAAUCAUUCUUGACCCAGCCACACAGCAAAAACGAAAGGCCAGAAAAUCAUUCUUUCACCCAGCCACACAGCAAAAACGAAAGGCCAGAAAUCAUUCUUUCAUCCAUCCACACAGCAAAACGAAAGGCCAGAAAAAUCAUUCUUUCACCCCAGCCACAUAGCAAAACGAAAAGGCCAGAAAAUCAUUCUUUCGCACCCAGCCACAACGAAAGGCCGAAAACGAACGGCCAAAAAAUCAUUCUUUCCACCCAGCCACAGCAAAACGGUGCUGCCAGAAAAUCGUUCUUUCAUCCAGCCACACAGCAAACGAAAAGGCCAGAAAAACUAUUCUUUCACCCAGCCACACAGCAAAACGAAAGGGCCAGAAAAUCGUUCUUUCAUCAGCCACACAGCAAAACGAAAGGCCAGAAAAAUCAUUCUUUCAUCCAGCCACACAGCAAAAACGAAAGGCUAGAAAAUCCAUUCUUUCACCCAGCCACACAGCAAAAAACCCAGAAAAUCAUUCUUCAUCCAACCACACAGGCCAGAAAAUCAUUCUUCACCCAGCCACAGCAAACGGAAAGGCCAGAAAAUCAUUCUUUCAUCCAGGCCACACAGCAAAACGAAAGGCAGGAAAAUCAUUCUUCAUCCAGCCACAGCAAAACGAAAGGCCAGAAAAAUUCUUUCAUUCUUCAUCUUUCAUCAGCCACACAGCAAAACGAAAUGCCAGAAAAUCAUUCUUUCAUCCAGCCACACAGCAAAACGAAAGGCGAAAGGCCAGUCUUUCAGAAAAUCAAAAUUUUCUUUCACACACCCCACACAGCAAAAAACCAGGCCAGAAAACUGGUUCUUUUGUCAGCCACACAGCAAAACGAAAGGCCAGGAAAUUAUUGUUCAUCCAGCCACACAGCAAAACGAAAGGCCAGAAAAAUUCUUUCAUCAGCCACACAGCAAAACGAAAGGCCAAUCAUUCUUUUCAUCCAGCCACACCAGCAAAAACGAAAGGCCAGAAAAUCAUUCUUUUUCACCAACCACAGCAAAACGAAAGGCCAGAAAAUCAUUCUUUCAUCCAGCCACACAGCAAAACGAAAGGCCAGAAAAUCAUUCUUUUUCAUCCAGCCACAGAAAAACCAGAAAAUCGGCCAGAAAAUCAUUCUUUCAUCCAGCCACACAGCAAAACGAAAGGCCAGGAAAAUCAUUCUUUCAUCCAGCCACACAGCAAAAAAAUCAUUCUCACCAACCACACAGCAAACGGCCAGAAAAAUCAUUCUUUCAUCCAGCCACAGCAAAAAAGGCCAGAAAAUCAUUCUUUCAUCAGCCACACAGAAAAACCAGAAACAUUCUUUUUCAUCCAGCCACACAGCAAAAAUGAAAGGCCAGAAAAUCAUUUUUCGCGUAAAACAAGGGAAAGCCAACAUUCUUUCAUCCAGCCACACAAAAUUGCAUGCCAGAAAAAUCAUUCUUUUCACCCAGCCACACAGCAAAACGAAAGGCCAGAAAAUCAUUCUUUCACCCAGCCACAGCAGCAAAACGAAAGGCCAGAAAAUCAUUCUUUCACCCAGCCACAGCAAAACGAAAGGCCAGGAAAAUCAUUCUUUCUCCAGCCACACAGCAAAACGAAAGGCCAGAAAAAUCAUUCUUUCACCCAGCCACACAGCAAAACAAAAGGCCAGAAAAUCAUUCUUCAUCCCAGCCACACAGCCAAAAAACGAAAGGCCAGAAAAUUAUUCUUUCAUCCAGCCACACAGCAAAACGAAAGGCCGGAAAAUCAUUCUUUCAUCCAUCCACACAAAAACGAAGGCCGAAAAUCAUUCUUUCAAAAAUCAUUCUUCAACGAAAUACAUGAAAGAAAAACGAAAGGCCAGAAAAAUCAUUCUUCAUCCAGCCACAGCAGAAGACGAGCGCCAGAAAAUCAUUCUUUCAUCAAGCCCACAGCAAAACGAAAGGCCAGAAAAAUCAUUCUUUUCACCAGCCACACAGCAAAACGAAAGGCCAGAAAAAAUCAUUCUUUCCCCAGCCACACAUCAAACGAAAGGCCGGAAAUCAUUCUUUCACCCAGCCACACAGCAAAACGAAAAUAGAAAAUCAUUCUUUCAUCCAUCCACACACAGCAAAACGAAAACCAGAAAAUCAUUCUUUCACCCAGCCACACAGCAAAAACGAAAGGCCAGAAAAAAUCAUUUCCCCAGCCACACAGCAAAAACGAAAGGCCAGAAAAUCAUUCAUCCAGCCACACAGCAAAACGAAAGGCCAGAAAUCAUUCUUUUCAUCCAGCCACACAGCAAAACGAAAGGCCAGAAAAAUCAUUCUUUUUUUCAUCCAGCCACACAGCAAAAUUAA